UGCACCUAUAACAUAAUACCGAAGCAGAAGAAGAACCUCAAUCUCCACUAUUUUUCCUGCCUGGUUUUACCUGUGGGAUGCUCAAACUGAACUCAAGCGGCACAUACACUGCUCUCGUCAUCGCCUGCCGCCAUAUUGGAUAAACUACCAGUGGACGAUGAGUGGAAAAAAAUAAAAUAUUGUUUCUAUUUCGCUACAUUGGUUGUAGUAUAGUUGUUAAUACCAGUGCUAAAACACUCGUCCGUAGCUGUAUGUGUCGUACAAAUUAAAGUGGUUUAAAAAAUAUCGGCCAGUGAGGAGUCCGAGGCGAGGGGUUUCGUCUUUUCACGUUGUUAGGACUUGUAAAUAUGACUUCCCUGACACAGCGGAGCUCCGGCCUAGUGCAGAGGCGGACCGAGGCCUCUCGUAGCUCUGGCGCCGACAAGGACGGAGGGUCCGGGGAUGAGGACUUCGAGCCCCGCCGCGGAGAAGAGCAGGAGGAGGAGGACAAGGGAGACUCCAAAGAAACUCGACUCACUUUGAUGGAAGAAGUGUUACUGUUGGGAUUGAAGGACCGCGAGGGCUAUACGUCCUUCUGGAACGACUGCAUCUCGUCAGGGCUGCGUGGCUGCAUGCUGAUAGAGCUGGCCAUCAGAGGACGCCUACACCUGGAGGCCUGUGGCAUGAGGAGGAAAAGCCUGCUCGCCAGGAAGGUGAUCUGUAAGUCAGAUGCUCCGACGGGAGACGUGCUAUUGGACGAGGCUCUGAAACACGUAAAGGACACCCAGCCCCCAGAGACGGUGCAGAGCUGGAUUGAGCUGCUCAGCGGUGAGCGGACGUGGAACCCUCUGAAACUGCACUUCCAGCUAAGGAACGUGAGGGAGCGCCUGGCCAAGAACCUAGUGGAAAAAGGGCGGCUGACCACGGAGAAACAGAACUUCCUUCUUGACAUGACCACGCACCCUCUCACCAACAACAACAUCAAACAACGCCUCAUCAAGAGGGUUUAGGAGGCCAUGUUGGAGAAAUGGGUCAACGAUCCGCACCAAAUGGACAAGCGGAUGCUGGACCUCAUCUUCCUGGCCCACUCGUCUGAUGUCCUGGAGAAUGCCUGCCCCCUGCUGGACGACCAGUAUGACCUGGCCAUGAAGAGAGUACGGCAGCUACUGGACCUGGAGCCAGAGGGGAGAGCUGAAGACCACGCCAAUGAGUUGCUGUGGGCGGUGGUGGCUGCCUUCACCAAGUGA
Coregonus clupeaformis (lake whitefish) is the source of this 1226-nucleotide messenger RNA. Its product is annotated as Golgi phosphoprotein 3. Gene Ontology annotation, molecular function: phosphatidylinositol-4-phosphate binding. The record is from RefSeq and is a predicted model, not a curated record. Gene Ontology annotation, biological process: Golgi vesicle budding; Golgi organization; retrograde vesicle-mediated transport, Golgi to endoplasmic reticulum. Gene Ontology annotation, cellular component: cytosol; trans-Golgi network; Golgi cisterna. NCBI's taxonomy places the organism in Eukaryota, Metazoa, Chordata, Actinopteri, Salmoniformes, Salmonidae.